AUGACUUCGAACAAGGUGACUGAGCGGCUGUUCAAAUACCCUCCCAUGGAGCGCCAGGAUCUCAAUCAGUCGCAGCUUGGCAGCUUCAAGUUUACUCCCGUUGAUCCUGUCAUCAACAUUCAGUCCCUCACCCAAUCAGCGAAGCUCUAUCUUGAACAGCAGCUUUCUCAGAGACUCCCUCAAGGAGCAGCACUCCCCUUGGCCGCACCUUCACAGAACAAGCUCCUUCCUCUCAGUGAUAUGCCAUAUGAAAACCUUGCACUGUAUCCAAACCCUUCCUCGACUGAUGCGGACUUCUUCAACAAACACAUCAAGCCUGAUCUUGGAGACUCUCGACUGCGACUGGGUCCAGCAGCUCUCCGUUCAGCCGUUGAAGGGGCCGCAAGCCCAACCAAAAAGACGCCUGCGAUUCAUGUUCAACGGGAAUCUGGAGGCGCCGCUGUGAGCCAACACGGAAGAAAUGACACUUUCAUUGCACCAGAACUCGUUUCAUCCCAUGCUCAAAUCCCAAUCAUGGAUGCAACACCCAGCACAUUCAUAUCAGAAGGAGGCCUCGCCGGUCAAAAUCUAUCUGACUCAACUUCUUUCAGUGAAACGCUGUGUGUGGCUUUGGCGAAUGAACAACGGGCCCACAAUGCCACCAGAGCAGUAUUGGCUCAACAAAUCACGCGGCGCGCCGAGGUGGAAGACCAACUCAGAAAGAGCAGACAACAGAUUGCGAGCAUGACAACCACAAUCAACAACCUGGGUGCUAUCAUCAAAUACAAUGCCAACAAGAGCGACGCUGAUACUACUGGUGGGCAUAAAAAGACUAACCUAUCGAAAGCGGAUGAAGAGGCAGCUUUGAAAGAAUUUUAUCGUGAGCACCAGAAAGUCAAAGACGCCGCCAAGGAGAAGGCUCAGCCCAAGGAAAAGGAACAGUCUACAUCAAAAGAAUAUUCCGGAACUGGUAUAUCGGCCAAGAAGGAUGUCGCUGGUGUGGCAGCCGCGGCGGCGAGUGAUGUCGUCGAUGAUGCCCAGCUCUACAAUCUUGACCUGCUGAAGAAACCUACGUUUGAUAAUUCUGCCGAUUCUAUCUUGCGGCGGACUCUCCGCAAGCACUUUUCUAUCGACGAGACUGCCGACGACGGCAAAUUCCCUGCAACUCCUGCUAAAAGCCGUCCAAGCAUCAACAGGCUUAUCGAGAUCUCUCCAGAGUCACUCGGUGGAGCAAAAGAGAAGGAGGCAGCCGAACGCGAGAACGACAUGCGUGUCUCGAAGGACCAAGCCCGGUCCAACAACCCCUUAAAUGAUAGCCAACAGCGACUGAAGGCUUCGGCAAAGAUCCCAAGUCAAGUUCGUCUUCCGACUACGCAAAAUACUGUCCUUGAGCUGCCCGCAGCAAUUGUCGCUAAAUACGGGCAACAACCUGCCGCUUCACACGAGCAAGCCUUGCAGGAAAAGUCAAACGGAGUGAACCUGCAUCUGUCAAAUGUUGAGGUAUUGUUGCUUAGAGACAGGCCAGGCAAGCCUCCAAACGACGAACACCAUGGCAGACUCACCCCGCCUUCAUCCCUCACCGAUGGGGGUGACGACCAAUCACCUACCACUGUGGUGUCUUCUGCUGCUCAGCCAAAGUCUCGCAUCACUGUUCAGAUCGGUGACAAUCUCCAUGGGGAGCCGAAAUGGUUGAUCAACAAAGACAACCCAGUUUUUGAGAGUGAGCAAGAAAAGUGGCAGGCCCUCGGAGAGAAUGGGAUUGCCUGGCGUCAAAACAGCCCAUUCAUUGACCAUCCAGUGCGCUACCUCCCUGAGGACGCAGCUGGCACCGCCGACGCGUAUCGGACUGUUAUGAUCGACACCAUUCCAGUCGGAAGUACUUUGGCGGAUGUUCUCAGCAUUGUCAAGGGUGGUUCUUUAGAGUCCAUCCAGCUCUUUCCACCAAUCGGCGGAGCGACCUCCUUCAUGACCGCUCGAGUCGUGUUCAACUACGAAGAAUCUGCGCACAACAUGAUCAAACAUCAAGAGAUCAAAGAUGGGGAAGCCAGUGAUGCGAACCGAUUCAAGAUCAUGGGUGUUGCUGUUCGUUGCUGGAUGCCCACGGAUCCGACCUAUCCCCGAAAUGACGAGCUUGAGCGCAAAGUUUUGGGCAAGUCCCAGGCCUCCAGAAUCAUCCUCAUCAGCAACAUAGACGAAUACAUUUACAACAUGAUCCCCUACAAGAUCAAAAACCCUUAUGCUCACCACGUCAUUGAGUACAGCUACACACCCGAUGGGUGCGCAUCGAUCGUAUUCACCGACGUUAAGACUGCCAUCAAGGUAAUGGAUCUGUUGGAGAGAGAUGGGGAACUCUGGAAUGGUAAUCUCCAGUACGACACUGAUUACACCUGUACUCCGUACGUCAAAGGAGAGGUGAUGGGCAACUGA
Messenger RNA from Cladophialophora psammophila CBS 110553, 2406 nucleotides. RefSeq lists its product as uncharacterized. Bases 1 to 2406 code for a protein of 801 amino acids. NCBI's taxonomy places the organism in Eukaryota, Fungi, Ascomycota, Eurotiomycetes, Chaetothyriales, Herpotrichiellaceae. The transcript has 5 exons. The record is from RefSeq and is a predicted model, not a curated record.